Messenger RNA from Danio rerio (zebrafish), 1230 nucleotides. It is a transcript of the gene nkd2b, whose product is annotated as NKD inhibitor of WNT signaling pathway 2b. The record is from RefSeq and is marked provisional. Gene Ontology annotation, cellular component: cytoplasm; plasma membrane. Lineage: Eukaryota; Metazoa; Chordata; Actinopteri; Cypriniformes; Danionidae. Gene Ontology annotation, molecular function: calcium ion binding. Gene Ontology annotation, biological process: negative regulation of Wnt signaling pathway; negative regulation of canonical Wnt signaling pathway.
AUGGGGAAACUUCACUCCAAACAUGCUUGUAAACGUCGGGAAAAUCCUGAGGGAGAUAGUUUUGUUGUGAAUGGCUUCAUUGCAAAAAGAGCAGCUGAAGAGAGUGAGCGAUACGGCAACAAUCUGAAAGAUUAUAAGAACGAAGAGCUGAAGGACGGCCGGCCGACGCUGCUCCACUGCCCUCUACAGGUGGUUUUGCCUCCAGAGAAAGCUGAAGGAUGUGAGAGUUUUCUUCAGUAUUUGUCGCCUGAUGAUGGAGAACGAGACGCGCAGAAAGUGAAGAAGCGCAUCAGCCUGCAGGAUCUGGAGUGUAACGUGUCUCUGGCUGAAGACAACAGACAGGAGUGGGUUUUCACACUCUACGACUUUGACAACAGUGGAAAAGUCACAAAAGAGGACAUGUCCAGUCUGAUGCACACUAUCUAUGAUGUGGUGGACGCCUCGGUCAAACACUCCUGUAACAGCAAACGCAGGAGCCUGAGGGUCAAACUGAGCGUCACAUCAGAACCUGCAGCUCGCCGGAGAGACGCCACACACACUGAAAGAGAAACGAGUCAUUUGAGUCAAGUUGAACCUGUUCGUUCAGAGGAGCAUCGCAGCGCAGACAGACGACAGAGCACACACAUCAGAGGCCAGACUGAGGCUCAUGAGGGAAACCAUUACUGUGUGGAUGAAAACACAGAGAGAAGAAAUCAUUACCUGGAUCUGGCAGGAAUAGAGAACUACACGUCUAGAUUUGACAGUUCAUCUCCGGAUGCUGAUCAGGAUCCCCCGUCUCGCUCUUCACACAGUCAAAGUCGCCCCCAUUCACAGGAGCCCGAAACACAUGUUUAUCAGCGCCGCUCACAGCUCAUGGAGCCCUGUGUGGCCCCGGACCCCCGCCUGCGCACCGGCCCCCAGCUCAUCAGAUCAAGAUCCCCUAAAGGGUCGUCCAGAUUUCCUGGUGUCAUCCCGAAUGUGACCAAAACCAGCAAGUGCCACGGACACCAUCAGCCCAUACCGACUGGUCAGGACGUUUAUCAUCUAACCCAGCAGAACCACACACACGCACACACCCCGAGCGGCCUCCAGCACAGCCACAGCAGGAGGAUCAGAUCCAGAGCCCGAGAACAGCAGGCCCUGACACCGGUCAAAAACACCAACGCUACUGCACUGGUCCAGAGACACGAACACCAUCACCAUCACGAACACCACCAUCAUCACCACUACCACCACUACCACCAGACAUGA